This is a messenger RNA of Uranotaenia lowii, 4404 nucleotides long. RefSeq lists its product as uncharacterized. The coding region runs from base 1 to 4404 and encodes 1467 amino acids. The transcript has a single exon. Gene Ontology annotation, molecular function: nucleic acid binding. Gene Ontology annotation, biological process: DNA integration. The record is from RefSeq and is a predicted model, not a curated record. NCBI's taxonomy places the organism in Eukaryota, Metazoa, Arthropoda, Insecta, Diptera, Culicidae.
AUGUCAGAUCUGGACGACGAAAUGAACGGUGCUGCUGGAAAUAACCCAAAUGGACCACAACCCGCUGCCAAUGGGCACACCCAGCAAGGUCAGCCGUCGUUGUCAACCGACGUCCUGAUAGUCCAGCUUCUACAACAGCUCCAGCAACAGCAGCAAGCAACGAAUUUACUCAUCCAGCAACAGCAAAGAGCCCAGGAGCAGCAAAAUGCUAGGUUCCAGCUGCAGAAUGAGGCCAUCAACAACAUGCGUACACCGUCUAGCUCGGCAGGGUUACUCGACUCUUUAGCGAGCAAUGUUAAGGAAUUCCGGUACCAGUUAGACGAGAACAUAACCUUCACUGUAUGGUUCUCACUGUAUGAAGAGCUGUUUUCCAAGGACGCGGCUGAGCUGGAUGAUUCUGCCAAGGUGCGUCUACUUAUGCGAAAACUCGGAGUUUCGGAACAUGAGCGUUACACAAGUUUCAUUCUCCCGCAAACUGCAAAAGAUUUCACCUUCGAACAGACAGUCUCAAAAUUAAAGAAUCUGUUCGGAGCUCCAGAAUCAAUCCUGAGCCGCCGCUAUCGUUGCUUGCAGGAAUCAAAAGGACCAACCGAAGACUACGUAAGCUAUGCCUGCCGAAUCAACCGCAGUUGUGUCGAAUUUGAGCUCAGUAGAAUAAGCGAGGAAGAAUUUAAGUGCCUCAUCUUCAUUUUUGGGCUUAAAUCCGAAGUCGACGCAGAAAUCCGAACACGGCUCCUGACCCGAAUGGAGGAAACAAGUGGGAUUACCCUUGAAAAACUAUCGGCCGAAUGUCAGCGUCUUAUCAAUUUACGGCAUGAUACGGAAAUGAUCGAGGGUAGUUCGGUCAACGCUAUAAGAGGGCAGCAGUUUCAAGCCCCAUCUGAAAUCAAACAAUUUCAGACGUCGGAUAAAGCAGCACUCUCUGUUCCAGACAAACGAAUGCCAUCGGGUCCCUGCUGGAAUUGUGGGCAGAUGCAUUUCAAUAGAGAUUGCCCUUUUAAAAGCCACAGAUGUUCGGAAUGCAAUCGGUUUGGUCAUCGAGAGGGCUUUUGUUCUAGCUCUCGCCGGUCAUCAAGGUCUAGACGUCAGCAGAGAAAGAAUGUCAACAACUUCGAGGUCGACAUGAGAACCGUGAGUGUCGCACUGUGUACGGUGAAAAAUAAAAGAAAAUAUGUGUCAGCCGAGCUCAAUGGAACAAAAGUGAAACUCCAGUUCGACACCGCAUCGGACAUAACAGUUGUGUCAAGUGAAACUUGGGGAAAAAUUGGAAAACCGAGCACAAAAACAGCGUCAGUGAAAGCUAAAUCUGCAUCCGGAGAUACUCUGGCUCUACUGUCGGAAUUUGAGUGUUUAGUGAAGAUAAGUGGCAUUUCCCAAAUCUGUACCGUGUUUGUUGUGUCACAAGACUUGAACAUUCUUGGACUGGACCUUAUUGAAAAGUUUUGUUUGGAUUCUGUCCCAAUGGUGAACUUUUGCUAUCAAAUCAGUGAAAAAGUGGACCCUAUCACCAUCCGUCUUAAACGAAAAUACCCGAAAGUGUUCAGUACAGAUUUGGGAAAGUGCACCAAAACCGUAGUGAAGUUGGAUCUGAAACCAGACCGAAGACCAGUGUUUAGACCCAAACGUCCUGUGGCAUACUCGAUGUACUUGGCUGUUGAUGAGGAAUUAGACCGUUUGGAGCACCUUGGUAUAAUUACACCCACUGACUAUUCCGAGUGGGCGGCUCCAAUCGUUGUGGUGCGUAAGGCGAAUGGCAACAUACGGCUCUGCGGCGACUAUUCCACAGGCCUCAAUGAGGCUUUACAGCCGAACCAGUAUCCCCUGCCGCUGCCAAAUGAUAUUUUCAACAAACUGGGUAACUGCAGGGUGUUCAGCAUCGUCGAUAUGUCCGAGUCUUAUUUACAAAUUCCUGUCGAUGAGGCUACGAGUAAGUUGCUGUCCAUUAACACCCAUCGAGGCAUCUAUCAAGUGAAUCGUCUGGCACCGGGUGUCAAAGCUGCACCAGGAAUUUUUCAACAAAUCGUUGACACGCUGCUGGCCGGGCUUUCAAGGACCUGUGGUUAUCUAGAUGACCUGAUUGUGGGUGGAGAAACCGAAGAAGAGCACUGGAACAACCUCCAGGCUUUGUUUGAGCGCUUGGAGGAAUUUGGUUUCACAGUGCGAUUAGAGAAAUGUUCGUUUGGCCGCCAGCAAAUCAAAUAUCUGGGCCAUUUGUUGGAUCACCAUGGAAUCCGCCCAGAUCCCGGCAAAGUCGCUGCCAUCAAGCUUAUGCCUCCUCCCAAUAAUGUCAGCGAAGUACGCUCGUUCCUAGGAGCUAUACAUUUUUACGGAAAAUUUGUUGCUAACAUGAGAGAUCUGCGUUAUCCUCUGGACGAAUUGUUGAAAACCGGAGCAAAAUUUGUUUGGAGCCCCGAAUGCCAAGCAUCUUUCGUCAAGUUUAAAGAAAUUCUUUCGUCAGACCUCCUUCUCACGCACUACAACCCGCAGCUGGAAAUAAUCGUUUCCGCUGAUGCAUCGUCGGUCGGUCUCGGAGCCACAAUUUCGCAUCGAUUUCCCGACGGAACGGUUAAGGUAGUGCAACACGCCUCCAGAGCGCUGGCGCCCGCCGAGCGAAAUUACAGCCAGAUCGAUCGAGAAGGACUAGCCAUCAUCUUUGCUGUUACGAAGUUUCACCGAAUGGUAUUCGGUCGGAAAUUUCGCCUCCAGACAGAUCACGCACCAUUACUGCGAGUCUUCGGUUCGAAAACCGGAAUACCCGUUUACACAGCCAACCGGUUACAGCGCUGGGCGCUUACAUUGCUUCUCUACGACUUCACCAUUGAGUACGUGUCGACAGCAAAGUUCGGCCAAGCCGACAUCCUUUCCCGCCUCAUCAACCAGCAUGCGAAGCCAUCCGAAGAUUAUGUCAUCGCAGCCGUGACCCUUGAAAUUGACGUCAAAUCUGUAACAACAAACACAUUGAAUGCUUUCCCUAUCACUUUUAGUUCGGUCGAGUCAGCAUCGUUAAAGGACCCGGUAAUGAAGCAAGUUUAUCGUUACGUUCAAAAUGGCUGGCCCCUCAAACUUGCCCUCAACAGAGAUGAUGAGUUGCAGCGAUUUUUCGAUCGACGCGACUCCCUAACCACCAUAAACGGAUGCGUUCUUUCUGGCGAACGGCUGGUUAUUCCUGCUACGCUACGGAAGCAAUGCCUAGAACAACUGCAUCUAGGGCACCCAGGCAUUGUUCGAAUGAAAGCUAUCGCCCGCAGCUACGUAUACUGGCCGUCAUUGGACAAAGAAAUAGUUCGAUAUGUGUCUUCUUGUCCCCACUGUGCGAUGGCUUCAAAAUCUCCUGCUAUUGCACCGCCGAUUCUGUGGCCGAAAACAACCCGUCCGUGGCAAAGAGUGCAUAUCGAUUUUGCCGGACCUAUCAGCGAUGAAUACUAUCUUCUUGUUAUCGAUUCUCACUCGAAGUGGCCUGAGAUAGUACCAACAAGCCGGAUCACAUCCACAGCGACAAUUAAUCUGUUACGUAAUAUUUUCGCCAGACUAGGAAAUCCCGAGACCAUUAUCUCAGACAAUGGUUUGCAGUUUACCAGCGCAGAAUUUGACCAAUUCUGUGCCACAAAUGGAAUUUCGCACAUCAGAACUGCACCUUUCCAUCCGCAGUCAAACGGACAGGCGGAAAGAUUUGUCGAUACCUUCAAGCGGGCCAUAAAGAAAAUCACGUCGGAGAGGGGUACGAUAAAAGAAGCACUCGAUGUAUUUUUGCUUACGUAUUGCAGUACACCGAAUCGCUCGAAUCCAGAUUGCUUAUCACCAUCAGAAGUUAUGUUUGGCCGUAAAAUUCGGACUAGUUUGGAGCUUCUUCGCCCGCCCAAUCCCAAACUUCCGUCCUCAGACGCCAAAGUUCGUUCGUUUGAGCAUGGUCAAUCAGUGUACGCCAAGGUCUUCCGGAAUAAUAAGUGGAAUUGGGCUCGAGGAAAUAUUUUGCAGAAAGUGGGCCAAGCCAUGUAUAACGUAACCAUCGAAGGAGGUCGGGUAGUGUCCUCUCACGUGAACCAACUACGUGAACGCCAUGAAGGAACGUCGCUGUUAAACGGCUUUGAACAACCCAAGUCUACCAAACCGCUGCCAGUUGAUAUUUUGCUGGAUGCUUGGAAUCUUCCCGCAUCCUCUGAGACCGAAUCAGAAGAAGCUGUUGCCAAUCCAACAACAUUAAGAGAGCUAGUGAAACUUCCGUCGUUGUCACCAGCUGAUAGUGAGUCUAGCUCUCCAACUAUGGAAUCAUCAAUGUCUGAUGCAGAACAUUCAUCGCCGCAUUUCGAAUCUGCUUCGGCUAGUACUCCUUCAGCAGUUCCUCCACGGCGAUCAACCAGGAAUCGUAAACCACCCCAGAGGUUUCAGGCUUACCUUCGUUAUUAG